AUGUGCUUGGAACCAUACUAUAUAGACUUGCUACUUGAAACGGAGGAUGUUGAUGAGGACGCCGGGAAACCUUUGACGGCAACCAAAAGGAUACCUGUUCUCCUACCACACGAGAUCUUCGCUGAGCUUCAUUCUUCAAGUGCGUAUCAGGAUGAGGAUUUGGUGAGAAUGGCUCUGGCAAUGCGAGGGCUCAGUGAAGCUCAGAGUUUGCUGGACAACGGCGGAUUGAAGUUCACUGGAAGCGAAGCACGAAAGUUCGAUGAAAUGGCGCACUUGCAUUUACGAACGUGGCAAAGGCUAGCUGUGAAAUUCGAGGACCUCCUCAUCCCUUUGUGCAACAUCCGGCCCAAACACCACUAUCUACAGCAUCUUGCUCGGUAUGUGCUGCGGACCCGAAUAAAUAUUCGGAUACACCAAAACUUCGAUUCUGAAUCCUACAUGGGGAAAAUCAAACGAAUCGCCUGCAAAUGCCAUUCGACUUCGAUGUUGCUGCGAGUCCAGCAGUGCUACAUCCUGUACUUGGCGUUGCUCUGGGAUCGAGCAAAACGAGCAUCAGUUGGUGGGGAUGUCAGGGGAAAGUCUUUGGAAGAUAUCUUGCUCUUGGAGGAACGAAAACCUUUCAGUAGCACUGCUGAACAUGCGAAGCGACGAUGCUUGCGAAGCUGA
This is a messenger RNA of Symbiodinium sp. CCMP2592, 666 nucleotides long. The record is from the annotation of a GenBank genome assembly. Lineage: Eukaryota; Dinophyceae; Suessiales; Symbiodiniaceae.